AUGACGUCACACGCAGGAACAGAGAAGGGAAUGCGCAGGUUAAGGUGGAGACACGCUGAGAAGGUGAGCGAGAGCUAUGGUGCGCUGAGGGAGCAGUACCUCAAACAGGAGGGAUAUGGUAAGGAUACGGGGAGACGGCCGUUUAUAACGCAUUUUACGGGGUGUCAGCCGUGUAGUGGGGACCACAAUCCAAUGUACGGUGGUAAUUCUUGUUGGAGAGGAAUGGAGAGGGCGUUGAAUUUCGCGGAUUAUCAAGUGCUUCGGAACUAUG
Ilex paraguariensis (yerba mate) is the source of this 271-nucleotide messenger RNA. The record is from the annotation of a GenBank genome assembly. NCBI's taxonomy places the organism in Eukaryota, Viridiplantae, Streptophyta, Magnoliopsida, Aquifoliales, Aquifoliaceae.